Leptosomus discolor (cuckoo roller) is the source of this 948-nucleotide messenger RNA. Lineage: Eukaryota; Metazoa; Chordata; Aves; Leptosomiformes; Leptosomidae. The record is from RefSeq and is a predicted model, not a curated record.
AUGGAUUUGGCUCUCCCCACAGCCCGCAGGCCCUGCAGCUGCGAUGUGAAAGCAUCGAAAGCCUCGGGCAUCCCAUCAGCCAGCCCUGUGCUGGCCGGCCCCAAAAAGCUGAGCCUGCGAAUCCUUCAGGAUUUCAGCGGCAGCAACGGCUCCUUGGAGAAAAGCUCCCAGCCACAGGGGGCGAGACUGCAAGCCAGGGCUGGAGAGCCGGGGGUCUGGUGGCAGAGCGGAGAGGGGAACGCAGGGGGGACCAAGGGAUCAAAGCUGGCAGCGCUCUUCAAGCAUCCUCUUUACAACAUCCCAAUCCCGGAGGUGACGGAGAAAGACAAGCUGUUUGUCGUCAACCCCAUGGAGAAGUUCAGCCUGCGCAGCAGCGGGAGUGACGAAUGGGUCAGCAGCAGUAAAGCCGAGACGCUCCUCCCGACAGGGAAGACUGCCUAUGACACCUACCCCGCCUGGCUCAAAUUCCAUGUUGGCAUCAACCGCUACGAGCUGUACCCCCGCCAGGACCCCCUGAUGCCCAUCCUCCUCCGGGAGUUGGCCACGCAGAGGAUCGUCAGCUCGGUCCAGAAGUCCGGCGGGACCCAACUCAAGCUCAUCAUGACGUUCCCGAAUUACGGGCAGGCCCUCUUCAAGCCUAUGAAGCAGACCCGGGACCAGGAGACCCCCAUAGACUUCUUCUACUUCUCAGACUUUGAGCGGCACAACGCGGAGAUUGCAGCCUUCCACCUGGACAGGAUCCUGGAUUUCCGGCGAAUCCCACCAGUUUCUGGCCGUUUGGUCAACGUAACGAAGGAAAUUCGUGACAUCACCACAGACAAGAAACUGGCCAAGACUUUCUUCAUCUCCCCAGCGGGCAACGUCUGCUUCUACGGGGAGUGCUCCUACUACUGCUCCACCGAGCACGCCCUCUGCGGCAAGCCGGACCGGCUGGAGGGCUCCAUGGCU